Messenger RNA from Eremothecium gossypii ATCC 10895, 1887 nucleotides. RefSeq names its product Afr1p (gene AFR1). NCBI's taxonomy places the organism in Eukaryota, Fungi, Ascomycota, Saccharomycetes, Saccharomycetales, Saccharomycetaceae. Gene Ontology annotation, biological process: actin cytoskeleton organization. Gene Ontology annotation, molecular function: actin binding. The record is from RefSeq and is marked provisional. Bases 1 to 1887 code for a protein of 628 amino acids. The transcript has a single exon.
AUGUCGCAGUUGAAGGACGGGGCGGCCGGCCCGCACGGGCAGGGACCGGUGUACCACAUCCCGCGGUCGCAGUCCACGGGCGACCUGUUCCUGAUUCCCGAGCUGGACCAGGAGCGGGAGCGGCGGCGGCGGCAGGGCGCGCACAGCAUGUCGAGCGUCUCGCUGCAGGAGCGCGCGCGGGCGCCGACGGCGUACCAGCGGUUGCGCACGCAGAUGAAGCAGAGCUUCCAGUUUCCGAACGGCGAGAGCUUCACGCCGCGCGCGCAGCUGCGGCCAGGCGGCGAGCGCGCGCACAGCCUCUGCGGCGCGCGGCCGGAGGCGGCGGCGUGGCCGCGGCGGUCCGCGAGCCUGCAGAAGCCGGCAGGGCGCGGGUAUGCCGCCAAGGCGGCGAGCGCCGAGUCGCUGGUGCGGCGGCCGCCGGGGGACGCGUCGCAGGAGCACGCGUCCCCUGGGCGGGCCGCGGCCCCGGCGGCGUUGCCUGCCGCAUGCCACGUCACUAAAUCGCAGAGCUGCACGUCAAUCAAGACACUGAGCAACCCGACCACGUCCUCGAGCAGCAUCUCGCAGAGCAGCGGGUCGCUGAUCCGUGAAAAUGCUUCGGGAAGUAUUACCAGCGCCAGCGAGAUCAGCCAGAAAACGGACGGACAGAGGAUGGACAUCCCGGGUUUGGACGCGGACCGCAAGCCGUUUGACACAGAGCAGGACUACCAGGCCUGUCUGACGCCGGUGGUGUCGCACCACUCGGGGUCGGAACAGACGCCACCGACGCCGACCGCGGCGGCCGAGCAGGCCAGCGCGGACGCGAGCCCGAAGCGCGCCAACUCGCGGCUCGGGCUGUUCUUCAAGAAGCUGCUGCCCAGCAUCAAGCGCAAGCCGAAACAACAAUCGGGUCUCCCUUCGACCCCGACGCAUUCCUACGCCAGCACGGCAGAUAGCAUGCAUCGCUCUCCUCUGUCUGUGGGACCCGAGCCAUUUAGCCAGAGCUAUCUGGACCUCACAGAGGAGAACAAUGACAACUCCUCACUGUCAUCCUACGAGCGAGAACCAGCCAGUCUGUUUGACAUCGAUCUCGUGUUUGAUACCCUGUUGUUAAAAAGCGAUCGCCAUGACGAGCCCAAAAAAGAUUGCAAGGGCUUGGCAAAGGAGGAGUCCACAAAGACAAAACAAUGCGUGGUGAUAAAGCAUGAUACUCCUCCUGCGGCCAAUAGGACGUCGCUGACGCAUGAAUUAGACUAUGAGCUCAUCCAUGAGUUUUCAAAACUAGGCGAAUACAUACGGACGGGAACGGAAGGCCAGGAACUGGGGGCCACACUACUCUCCCUAUCAUCGUUCAGUAACCUCACCCCGCCGCCAAGGUCGAAUCGCAGGCCGGUUUUCAGGCAGCCGGAUGUUUCGCAGUCCUUCUACCACUCUAACAUGACACUAUCGCCGGACUUCGCAAAGGGGAUCCGCGCAAAUGACAAACUUUCGGCAUUUCAAUAUAAAGAUCGAAUACUAUCCAACCUGCAGCAACAUUGGAAGGUCGUGCACGUGAACGAGACGAUGCCGCGCCAGUCGUCUCCUUCGAAGUCCAUCAUAAGCUCCCAGCCCUCGCUGGAGUUCGCCAACUCCUCGUCGUCGAGAAGCUCGUCGCCGCUAGAUUCGGCAAAAUCCGUCAAAUCCACUAAGCGCAUCGAGUUUGCCGACGUCAUCUACGUUAAUGAUACAUACUCUCAUUGGGACUACAGGCGCAGCGACAAACGGUUUUUGCGCGAGCGUAAACAGCUCAUGACUUCUGCACAUGGCCUUCCAUUUGUCCAAGCUGUCAAGUGGGAACUAAACGAAUACAAGAGACAUGAGAUGAUGGUCCAUCCAGAGAGCAUGCAGAAUACUCAGUUCUUCGUUUGA